Molecule: messenger RNA, 1571 nt
Organism: Camellia sinensis
Lineage: Eukaryota; Viridiplantae; Streptophyta; Magnoliopsida; Ericales; Theaceae
Product: 28 kDa ribonucleoprotein, chloroplastic
Biological process (GO): chloroplast rRNA processing
Cellular component (GO): chloroplast thylakoid membrane
Molecular function (GO): mRNA binding
Source: RefSeq, a predicted model, not a curated record
UUUUGCCGAAAAGAAAAAUCUCCACAAACUCCCUUAUCCAGUCGUGAAUCAACCUUCUGUUCUCUCUCUCUCCCUCGACAAGAACACUCGUCGCAGUGGCUUUGCAAUCUUCAAUCAUGGAGUUCUAAACAAACAGAUGAUUCAGUGAAGAUUUUGUGUGUGUGUGUGUGUGUGUGUGUGUGUGUUUGGUUCAAUUCAAUGGCUUUUGCUCGCCUUCUUUGUUUUCCUUUGACCUCUCAAUUCUCUACCCAACAACAAUUACUAUUCUUCUCCCAAACAACCCCUUUAUCUUCUUAUCCACCAAAACCUCCUCAAUUUAGCCCCACUCUCUUCCCUCAUCUUUCCUCUCUUUCUCUCUCUUAUUCUUCUUCUCUCUCCCCUCUCUCCCACACACUUUCCAUCAAAACCCACAAACCCAACAACUUCCUCUUCAUUGCCUCCUCUUCAACCCAACCCCAAGCUACCAUUGACACCCCGGAAGUUGAGGAGGACUCAGAGGUUGGUGUUGAACAACAAGUUGCAGAAGAAGAAGAAUUUGAUGAAGCCUCUCAGACCAGAGUGCUUGCCCAGAAUGUCCCAUGGGCGAGCACUGCCGAUGACAUUCGAGCCCUCUUUGAGAAAUUCGGGACCGUCGUAGAUGUAGAGCUCUCUAUGCAUAACAAAACUAGAAACAGAGGUCUAGCCUUCGUUACCAUGGGUUCACACGAGGAAGCUUUGGCAGCUCUCACCAAUCUUGAAUCGUCUGAAUUUGAGGGUCGAUCUCUAAAGCUCAAUUGGGCCAGGCCAAAGAAGGAAAAACCUUCUCCUGUUGUGCGGCAGUCCAAGCCGGGACCAAUUCACAACUUGUUUGUUGCCAAUUUGCCCUAUCAAGCAAGGGCCAAAGACCUUAGGGAGUUUUUCAAUUCUGAAAAUGGCAAUGUUGCCUCCACAGAAAUUAUAUUUCAUGAUAAUCCAAGAAGGUCUGCUGGGUAUGGAUUUGUUUCCUUCUUUACCAAGGAGGAGGCCGAGGCAGCACUUUCCUCUUUUCAAGGAAAGUUCAAAACUUGGAAGACUUCACCUGGUGUGGAAAGCUUUUUUUUAAGUAGUUAUUGUUUUGCAGAUGUUUAUGGAAAGGCCAAUUCGAGUGGCUCGUAGUAGAAGAUUUUUGAGACAAGGAACAAAAGAAAAUCUCCAAUCCAAAAAUGCAUCAACAAAGUCUAGCCCUGAUACUGAACAAUCAGAAGAAGCUGAUGCAGCUUGAUGGUGAAUCUUUUGUGGGGGGGGCAAUGAGGUUCCCCAUUUUUCUUCUUUUGGUAUGAUUUACAUAAGUUUGUUAACCAAAGGAUUAUAUAAGAUUUUGAUUUAGCUUGAGUUGACUUUUCCCUUGUUUUCAUCCCUUAGCAGGCAUCGUGGUCUAUACUUUUGCUUGCAAAGUAAUAAGUAUUAGAGUUUGUCAAGUAGUAUUGAAAAUUAAUGUGUCACAAAUCCACUUAAUUCUAUGAUUUUCACCUGGAUUGACAGCUUUGGGAAGUUUUGGUUACAUCCCAAUUUGGCGUUAAUCAAUCUAAACUGACAACAAAUAUUCAAUUUCA